This is a messenger RNA of Protopolystoma xenopodis, 426 nucleotides long. The record is from the annotation of a GenBank genome assembly. NCBI's taxonomy places the organism in Eukaryota, Metazoa, Platyhelminthes, Monogenea, Polystomatidea, Polystomatidae.
AUGCUUUGUAUCUUUUUAUAUUACAACUACCUUCUUCCCAGGAUCGUCUACUACGCAGAUGAUGAGUAUAUGGCGGAUCAGCUGCAUUGUGUUGGCUUUUUCUACUUUUCUGGUCCUACAGAUAUUGCAGUACUUGCCCUCUCUGCUAAGAAGGCAGAAGAUUAUCGAGUUCCAUGUGGCCCUCUCUUCCGACUUGUCACCUGUCCUCACUACACACUUGAAUUGGCCAUCUAUACCCUCAUUCUUAUUUUUUUGGUCGCGACGGCUGCUGAUCCCACUCACUUCUUAAGGACGCCCUUUUUGGACGUCGUCUGUUUUGUUUGGGCUAACCAGCUCGUUUCGGCCGGCCUGACACAUGCCUGGUAUUCUGAAAUUUGGCCAGAUUGGGCUGCUCGACGUUUCGCCAUUAUUCCCCGAAUUUUGUGA